Messenger RNA from Schistosoma mattheei, 904 nucleotides. Lineage: Eukaryota; Metazoa; Platyhelminthes; Trematoda; Strigeidida; Schistosomatidae. The record is from the annotation of a GenBank genome assembly.
CUAGCUUACAGUCAUGUAAUAAAGUACGAAUAACCUCUGGUGACAUGUAUCAUUUAUUUUGUCACUUUGAUCGUUAUGUCUGUUUGUACGCAAUAGGUGAUUCAAAUGUUUGACGGAAUGAAGCGCAAAUUGACUGAAUUAUUCUCUCAAGGAUUGUGGAGGAGUGAAGAUGACAAACAAAAAGCUAUUUCAACGGUUUCCAAUAUGAAAGUAUCAAUAAUGGAUUCAGAAUCGUUGAGUGAGGAAUACAAAGGCCGAGAUAAAAUACUCGAAUUUCAGAAUAAACUUUCUGCAGAUAACUAUCUUAUAAAUGCAUACUACUCGAUGAAAGCUAAAUUUCUAACAUCAUUGAAGGCCACUUCGCGCAGAUACGAAUUACCUGGUUUCUUCACUUUCCAACCGCACAUAUUUGACAAAAAUCUUACCGUGGUUAUGACAUCCGGAUUAUUACAUCCACCGUUUCUAAAUACAUCACAAAUAAUGCCGGAAAAGUAUGGAAUUCUUGGUUGGCUUCUCGGUCGUCAGAUUAUGUCUGCAGUUUUCAGAAAUGAACACGUACAAAAUCAAUCAGAAUAUCAGUCAAAGUGUUCACCAAUGCUUCUACACCGUUAAGAACUCAACUGUGUUGUUUAUCAGAACAAAUCAACUCUGAAAGACUUCAGAAAGAAAAUUUGGAACAAUUGUCAGCUGGUAUAAAUGGUCUUAUGUUAUCGUUCGAAACAUACAAGAGAAGUUUAACUGGAACACGUGAAAGCUUAAAUGAAAUGAAGUUGUUUUUCUCAGCAUUUGCGAAAGUAAGUUAAGCACACUGUUCAAAAUUCAUUUGAACAAAAUCUCACUUUCCAACGAUUCAUGCUAAAUGUGGUGAGCUGUAGUCAAUAUUGAGCUUAGUAGUGGCACAUUU